Messenger RNA from Tripterygium wilfordii, 890 nucleotides. RefSeq lists its product as uncharacterized. The coding region runs from base 260 to 733 and encodes 157 amino acids. The record is from RefSeq and is a predicted model, not a curated record. NCBI's taxonomy places the organism in Eukaryota, Viridiplantae, Streptophyta, Magnoliopsida, Celastrales, Celastraceae. The transcript has a single exon.
UCUGUCUUGUUGGGUACUUGGUCCGUUUAUCUUGAUGGGCUGAGAAUUUUAUAGGCCCACGAUCCAGUCCAAGACAUGAAAUGAGGGGCCCAACCAGUAACCAUUCAGCCAAUUAAGGCCCAGGAUUGCCGCACAGUCCUACACGUUUAGGUGAACGACUGCACCGAAAGCAUUGAAUUAUGGUUCAACCUCCAUAACUACCUCUUCUAUAUCUAAAACCCCCAAACACAAGCAGAUACCAAAUUCUCACAAUUCAAACAUGGCAACACUCGUAACAGCACAACAACAAGAGGAGCGAUCCGGAGCGGAGAUCGUGAACGGAGCGGAAGAGUGUUACCGUCACUCAAUCGACCUCCUCGAAGAGCUAGGGUUUCCGAAGGGGGUACUUCCAUUGAAGGAUCUAGAAGAGUGUGGGAGAGUUAGAGAGACUGGGUUUGUCUGGAUGAGGCAGAAGGCACCGUACGAGCACUACUUCGUUGGGACUGGGACGCGUGUGAGUUACGCGACGGAGGUUACAGCGUAUGUGGAGAAAGGGAAGAUGAAGAGGAUGAGUGGGAUCAAGAGCAAGCAAAUGUUCAUGUGGGUCCCAAUAACUGAAAUGAGCAUAGACUCUGCUGGGAAGAAAAUUUACUUCAAGACUCCCAUGGGGAUCGGAAAAUCUUUCCCGGCGACAGCGUUUAUGACGGACAAGGAGAAGGAGGAGCGUGUAGAGAGUGGAAAAGUUGAGGAAUGAUCCCUUUUCCGGGAAUGAAAAGAAUUUGUUACGUGUUUCAAAUCGACGAAUAAAUAACUAUAAGAAAAAAAAAAUCGACGAAUAAAUGUUUGUAUUUUCUCUAUAUGUAUGCAUUAAUUCAGUAAAAGAAAAAAAAAUUGUUUUUAUAUGUUAAAAA